GUCUCUAUAGAAGCCUUUUGUGCUAUAUUUCUAACUCCCAACACUUCCUUAUCUUAUCUUCUCCAUCUUUGAGGUUCUCAUAGAAGCUUCUGGAGAUGGCUGGCAUAGCAUUCGGACGUUUCGAUGAUUCUUUCAGUUUGAGCUCCAUCAAGGCCUAUAUUGCUGAGUUCAUCUCAACCUUGCUCUUUGUUUUUGCUGGUGUUGGUUCAGCCAUAGCCUAUGCUAAGUUGACAUCAGAUGCAGCUCUUGAUCCUGCUGGGUUGGUAGCUGUUGCUAUUUGCCACGGUUUUGCUCUCUUCGUCGCUGUUUCUGUCGGAGCCAACAUUUCUGGUGGCCACGUCAACCCUGCUGUGACCUUUGGCUUGGCUCUUGGGGGCCAAAUCACCAUCCUCACUGGUAUCUUCUACGUGAUUGCACAGCUUCUUGGCUCCAUAGUUGCAUGCUUACUCCUCAAGUUUAUCACUGGUUUUACUACUCCUAUCCACAGUGUUGCUGCUGGAGUUGGAGCUGGUGAAGGAGUUGUUACAGAGAUUAUCAUCACAUUUGGAUUAGUAUACACUGUGUAUGCCACAGCAGCUGACCCCAAAAAGGGUUCAUUGGGAACAAUUGCACCCAUUGCCAUAGGUUUCAUUGUUGGUGCGAACAUCUUAGCAGCAGGACCAUUCUCUGGCGGAUCAAUGAACCCUGCACGCUCCUUUGGCCCUGCAGUGGUUAGUGGUGACUUCCAUGACAACUGGAUCUACUGGGUUGGACCUCUUGUUGGUGGUGGCUUGGCUGGUCUUAUCUACACCUAUGCCUUCAUCCCUACCCAGCAUGCACCUCUUGCCACUGAAUUUUGAUUCAUUAAUCAUUGCAUGUUUUAAUUAAUUUCUCUGUAAUAAAGGAGGAUAAGUAACUCUUGCUUUUCCUUCUUUUCUUCUCAGCUUUAUCCCUUUGUUUUUGCAUUUAUUGUAAAGUUGGGAGUCAUUGUUUUGUUGUAAGAAUUCAUGAGGUUGCUAAUGUAGUUUUUUUUUCCCUUAAAAAAGAAAUAUAUCUCA
Molecule: messenger RNA, 1037 nt
Organism: Cajanus cajan (pigeon pea)
Lineage: Eukaryota; Viridiplantae; Streptophyta; Magnoliopsida; Fabales; Fabaceae
Gene: DELTA-TIP
Product: delta tonoplast integral protein
Biological process (GO): transmembrane transport; water transport
Cellular component (GO): membrane
Molecular function (GO): water channel activity
Source: RefSeq, a predicted model, not a curated record